Molecule: messenger RNA, 5026 nt
Organism: Hyaena hyaena (striped hyena)
Lineage: Eukaryota; Metazoa; Chordata; Mammalia; Carnivora; Hyaenidae
Gene: MAFG
Product: MAF bZIP transcription factor G
Exons: 3
Coding region: 246-734 (162 amino acids)
Biological process (GO): regulation of epidermal cell differentiation; regulation of transcription by RNA polymerase II
Cellular component (GO): nucleus
Molecular function (GO): DNA-binding transcription factor activity, RNA polymerase II-specific; RNA polymerase II cis-regulatory region sequence-specific DNA binding
Source: RefSeq, a predicted model, not a curated record
UGACUCGCCAGGAACAGCCAGGCUCUGGGGCGCACACUGGGGUUAUUUUUAAAGCUCCCGGCUUCCUUCCAGGCUGGCCCCUCCUGUAUCCCUCUCUUCUCUUCCCAAGCCCCUUUCCUGCAUCAGACCCACUGGGUUCUCUAGGGACAGAGAGACAAGGAACAGCCUGGCCAAAGGGUGGCAGGUGGUCCUCAGGGCCAGGUAUUGGGAAUGGUCAGAGUGCCUGCGUGCUGUGCCCCCGGGUUAUGACGACCCCCAACAAAGGAAACAAGGCCUUGAAGGUGAAGCGGGAGCCCGGUGAGAAUGGCACCAGCCUGACUGACGAGGAGCUGGUGACCAUGUCCGUGCGGGAGCUGAACCAGCACCUGCGGGGCCUGUCCAAGGAGGAGAUCAUCCAGCUGAAGCAGCGCCGGCGCACGCUUAAGAACCGCGGCUACGCCGCCAGCUGCCGCGUGAAGCGGGUGACCCAGAAGGAGGAGCUGGAGAAGCAGAAGGCGGAGCUGCAGCAGGAGGUGGAGAAGCUGGCCUCGGAGAAUGCCAGCAUGAAGCUGGAGCUCGACGCGCUGCGCUCCAAGUACGAGGCCCUGCAGAACUUCGCCAGGACGGUGGCCCGCAGCCCCGUGGCACCGGCCCGGGGCCCCCUCGCAGCCGGCUUGGGGCCCCUCGUCCCUGGCAAGGUGGCUGCCACCAGCGUCAUCACGAUAGUAAAGUCCAAGACGGAUGCCCGAUCGUAGGGACGCGCGCUUGCCGGGCGGGUCUGCAGGGGGCCGUUAGGCGCACGGCGAGUUUGGCAGCCCUGUCCCCUUCCUCCUCUCCUCCUCUCCCUCUCCCACCUCCUUCCUUCCCUGCAAAGCACAACCUGCACCCCGGGGGCGCCGGGCUGAGCCCCUUUGAUCUCGUCGUUGUCAUCGUGUGUUUUGUACGUUGGGAUUGGUCAGUUCGGCGGUGACGUGGGGUUGCCUUGGCCCCCUUUGUACCAAGGCUGUGCAGGCUUGGAGUCCAGAGUUGGCCCUGUGGCAACAGAGAAAGAUUGAAUGAGCUCUCUGGGGCUCACGUGCCUGAGCAGGGAGGGCUCCAAGGCAGGAGGGGCCGCUGUCCGCUCCUGGGUGGCCCACAGGCCCCAACUGCCGCUGCCUGGCAGGGGGCUGUGAUUCACUCUCAGCGUGGCCAGCAGGCAUAGACGAGCUCUGCUCCUAAGAGUAGGGUGUCCUUGAGGGCCCUGGAUGGGCGGGCCGCCAGCCUGGGCGCUACGGCCUCUGGGAGGGACGGGGCGUUAUGUGGCUUUGGGCCAGGGCCCACGGCACUCGAGCCUGACGCAUUGCACUGAACAAGACCAAAUCACUGGUUGUGAACAUUCGUGAAGGGUGUGUCCAGUGUCCUGCCACGGGCCCCGUGUCACUGUUUACAUGACCUGUCUGUGUGGUUACGUGGCCCUUUAUUUAAAAGAGAGGAGUUCCUUUUACGAAAGUUAUUAAAUUAUAUGUUUAAAAGCUAAAGAAAAAAAGAGCUGCAGAGUAUUUAUAAAACUGUCUUUUUAAAAAAAAAACAAAACAAGCAAGAACAUUUGACCAUAUAUACGGAAAAGGGAAGAAAGUAUAAUAGAAACUUUGCUUAGUUUAACAAAAGAAAAAAAACAAACAAAAAAAAUCCCUUUCUUGUAAACUUAUGGACAAGUCUUUGUGGCCGUUGGAGUUUAGUUUUUAUAUACACAGAGUUAUCAGACGUUAUUUAUAAAACUUAGUUUUAAAAAAGACAAAAAAGAAAAAAAAGAAGAGCCAAGCCGUGGGCGGCCGCGAGGCGCGUCCUGGCGCCCUCUUUGCUAUCUCUUUUGCAAUUGUACCGAAAGUGACUUACUCCUUUGCCCUUCCUGCUUCCGUCUCUUGCCGGUGCCGUGGUGAUGUCCGUGCCUGGUGAGGUCUUGUGCAGCGUCACGUGCUGGUGCUUCUGGUGACCUUUGACCUGUGUGCGUCCCUUCUCGUGUCUGUUAUUCCCGUGUUUGUUUUUUGCAUUUGGUUGUGUUCUUGCUUCUGCCAGCUUGCCGGGCCCCGGACCGGGGGCGCCGGGCGGCUCCUGCUCCCGCAGAGCGUGGGGUCCGCCCCGCAGCCCAGACCCCCCGCCCCCCGCCUCGGCGCCUGAGCCGGGACCCCGGAGGAGCAGCGCCAGUGCUCUGUCGCUCCCACGCCCUGCACAGCCUUGGCUUUGCAUGUGUGUCCUAGGCGUGGGCUGAUCCGGCGGCAGGGAAGGGGCGACGGGGGGGCCAUCCCAGAGGGAGGUGCCCCCCGCCCCCGGCCAGGGGCAGCAGGUUUGCAGGGACCAAGGAGUCACUAGGGCGCCCCCAGGUGUCUUCCUUCUGGCCUCUGGCCAACAUGCUGGGGCUCCGGCCUCCAAGCCCAGCUUUGCCCCCGUGGGUUUCACGAGGGCCUCGUCAGGGGACCCGCGGAGCCCCCGUGUCCUGGCGGUGCUGCCACGCGGGGCCCUGGAGCUUCCCGGGCAAAACCAGGUGGUUUGAGGGCUCCCCUGGGGCGGCCCCUUCACCCCGCUGCGGGCCUGCUGGGCUCUCCACCCAGGCCAGACACGGGCUGCAGGGUCCAGGUCCUCUCUCUCCCCUCGCCCUGCCUGGGCUCCGGCUCUCGCCUCCCUCUGGGAUCUGUGUCUUCCAGGGACGCGCUGGUCAGCUCGAGGGGCCAUGCCCUCCGGGGCCGAGCCUACCCCCCCCCCCCCGUGGCCCCUCGGCAGAGGCAGCCGGUCUUCCAGCCCGGGCUGGGGAGCUCCUCGUGGGCCGCCGUGGUGCCUGCCGUCAAGAGGCUGCUGCCCCGUCUCCGGCCACCUGGGCCUUGGCUUCUCUGGGACCCCUGGGCCCCCGGGAAGCACGCCGGUGUGCCUCGCGGGCUGCAGGCAGGACUUCAUCCCGGAGUCCAGCCCUGUGUGCCCAGGGGUGGGAGCAGGGGCGCGCUGUCGGCCCCCGUUGUGGUAACGGGCCUCUCUCGGCCCUAGAGGCUCAGGCGUGCCCGCGUACCCAGGCGGGCCUGCAGCGGAGGCUUUGACCGUUGACUCUCAAUACUUAGUGGCUCCCUGCCCCUCCUCACUGUCUGGCUUUGUCUGCCUAGGGUCUAGAUGAAAGUGGUGGAUGUUGGUUGUAGCAGUAGUGAGUUGGAAUCUCGUCGUAAGACUCCCUGAAGAGGGGUCAUGUCCUUGCUCUCCGCAACCGUUCACGGCCCCGACGCUUUCGUCCUUGCCGGGAGGUAGCUGUCCAUCCGCCAGGCUGGAGACCUGGAGAGGAGAGAAGCGAGGUGGGUUCGGAAGUCCAGAGGCGGGUUGGAGGGUGGGCACAGGUGGAUCAGAAAUUGCAGGUCCUUGGGCUAGGUAAUAGAAGAAGCUUCUGGAAUUAAUGAGGACGUGCUUCCCCUCAGAGUUUUUGGAUUUGGAGCAAGUGUCCCUUGGGUCUGGGAGUACAUCCUGUUGCCAUCAAGCCAGCCCCGCGGGGCCACGCUGUACUCUGCCCUUUCCCCCUUCACCUUGGUUUCUUGACAGUAGAGCCUGUGUCCACAUGUGACUGGCUGGUGUCUUUCUGAUUCUUGUUAAUUCAGUUUUCCUACUGUGAGGGUGUUGUGUUCUUUUUCUCCUCAACUUUUCUGACACAGCGAAUCGAGGGCUUUGGCCGAGGCCGAAUCUCCCAAACUUGUCCGCUAAGUAAACCAUGAUGUGCACCUUCCUUCCCAUCAUACCCUCGCCCUAUGCCUCCCCUGUCCCGACACGGACCCUCAGACUUCAGAGGAGAACCCUGUGGGAACAGGCCAGCUCCUGCCCUGAGGGUGGCCCCAGCGAGACUCCCCCAUGGCCCUGGCUGCUACUCUGGGUGGCCCUGCCGUUUGUACAGGUGAGAAGACACGGCUGCUCGGUCGUGUGGUGUGUGGGUUUCUGCCGAGACCAGGUCUGCGCUGGAGGCUUUUCUGCUCUUGGUCCACGCUUCGGGUCUGUGUGCACGAUGCUGAGCGUCGGCAGCCGCCUCUUUGGUCGGUUCCUGGGCCCACAGCUCUGAUCAGCUGCAGCCUGCUUCGGGAGGGGUGGUCAAGCCCCCUCCUGUCCCUGUCGGCUCCGUUUCAGAGGUGGCCAGUUGGCUAAAGCUCCCAUCCACAGCUGGGAAGCCCAAGCCACAGCCCUGCAGCACCAUUUCCGCUCUGGGAUCUUGUAAGUUACUUUUUUAGGCUGUGGUUUGGUGAAAGGAACCAACAGAGUAACGAUUUUUUUCCCCCAGAAGCCACUGAAUAAUUCUUUUUGGCGCGUUUUUGCCUUCCUGUUGGCUGUCUAGUUUUGGAGCAGGUGGGGAGAGUGGAGGACACACAGAGGCAGGGGUGUGCCCUGGAGACUGAUGGCCUGUCUUGCUUCUGGCCUGUGUGUUUUGCGCGUGUGCUGUACCUUUGGGCCGGUCACGCACGUUUGCACCCCACGCUGGAGCAGCAGCCUUGGUAUGUGGGUGUCUGGCAAGCCUGAGCUGGAGUGCAGGAGAGUGUGCCCCGAUGGACUGUGAGGGGGCAGCCCCUCCAGCACCCUCGUGUCCCAGCCCCCCCUCCUCCCCAUCCCCUCAAUUUGCUACUCCCUGAAGCCUUUAACCAAACGGGAGUGGGUACAGAAAGCCUUCUCCUGGCAUCUUAGGGCAACGGGACAAGGGCUGCCCAGUGCGUCCGGCUCUGGUGCUCUCCUGGCGCUGAGAGGCUGGGUCCAAGCGGAGUGAUCAGACCCGCCCUGCCUGCCCUGCCUAGGGCUGAAACCAGGGGAGGCGGUGGCACCCUGGGCCCUGCCAGGGCAGGCAGGGGUUGUGGAAGAUCCAGGUGAGGAGGAGCCUCCCUGGGGCGGGCCGUGGCCUCAGUGCUCACCCCGCCCUGUGCAGUAUUUAUUGCUAAAUUAUUGUCCAGGGGGGGCGGCACUGGGCCGGACCCCGGGUAUUUAUUGCUGUACAUAGUGUAUGUUUGUGAUAUAUAAGGUUUUCUUUAUUUUGUAUAUGAUCAAUAAACACCUUUUAAAGAGA